CGCUGUGCUGCUUCGCGUUAUUUAUUCUCGAACAAUACUGACGAAGACGAGGACGAGGACGACCCCAAGAUGAUUAGACCAUCAGCAAGCUCGGGUUCAAGAUCGUUGUAUAUGACAGCGAGUCGACACAAGGUUAAUCGGCAUGCUCACGCGAUCGGGCGAAGAGCGAUGAGUGCAAGGCCAGAGGAACCGAAGCAAGUAAAGGAGGGUGACGCAGCACCGAGGCGCAAGGUUACAAUUCAACGGCUCCAACAAAUGAAAGAAGCUGGGACGCCGAUCGCAAUGGUCACCGCAUAUGAUUAUCCAACUGGACGUGCAUGCGAAGCAUAUGGAGUCGACAUUACGCUCGUUGGAGACUCGCUCGCACAAGUAUGCCUCGGGUAUGAUAGUACGACGCGCUUGACGCUUCCCGAGAUGUUACAUCACAUCCGAGCUGUUUCCCGAGGAAGCAAGAACCCAUUUCUGGUGGCAGAUAUGCCAUUUGGGUCAUAUCAUUCUGGCCCGGAGGAUGCAACCCGGAAUGCAGCCCGAAUGGUCCAGGAAGCCGGAGUUGAAGGAGUGAAAUUAGAGGGCGGCGAGGAAAUCUUGGACAGUGUCCACAGGCUGACGCGUGUUGGCAUACCAGUCAUGGCUCAUGUUGGCUUGUUGCCCCAGAGGCACGUUUCUAGCUCGGGCUAUCGAGUUCAAGGGAAGGAUGCAGCAUCCGCAAAAUCGAUUCUUCGCGCCGCACAAGCUCUUGAGGACGCUGGUGCAUUUUCCAUCGUUUUGGAGGCAAUACCUAGUAAGCUCGCUGAGUAUAUCACAAAGAGGCUGCGCAUCCCAACGAUUGGGAUAGGAGCAGGUCCUGCAACGGACGGGCAGGUGUUGGUUUGGGACGACAUGAUGGGAACCUGGAACGGCCACAAGGCGAAAUUCGUAAGGCGGUUCGCCGAUGCGAAGGCAGAGCACAAACGCGGUGUUCUCGACUAUGUUGAAGCCGUACGUCAACGAAGCUUCCCGGAUGAGACUGAGAGCUAUGGGAUGGAUGAAAAUCAGUGGAAAGAAUUUUUGUGUAACGAAGGAUUGUAGUUUUUAUAGUCGUAUUUCAUAUUGUAGUCGUUAGUUUAUUCUCCAAAGUCCUUGUUGCUCGCGGGUUAUCCACUGCUUGGCAGUUUAAUAUCUACAAAACCCUUGUGUAGGAC
Molecule: messenger RNA, 1181 nt
Organism: Fomitiporia mediterranea MF3/22
Lineage: Eukaryota; Fungi; Basidiomycota; Agaricomycetes; Hymenochaetales; Hymenochaetaceae
Exons: 2
Coding region: 70-1068 (332 amino acids)
Biological process (GO): pantothenate biosynthetic process
Cellular component (GO): mitochondrion
Molecular function (GO): 3-methyl-2-oxobutanoate hydroxymethyltransferase activity; magnesium ion binding
Source: RefSeq, a predicted model, not a curated record